AUGGCCAACGCAUGCGCAACUUGCGCCUCCAUAUACGAUAGUCCCCUUGACCCCGCCUCCGAGAAACCACUCCUUCCAGGACGACAUUUACCAUGCUGUGAUCGAUCGAUAUGUUCGCGAUGUCUGAACCAGAACAAGCGAUACGAGACGUACUGUCCAUACUGCCAAAUCACAACCGAGCCGUCUCUGCUGCCACAAGGACUGAAAGAUCCUCCCGCAUAUACGUCGUUGAACGAGCCAAGCGUGCCGCCACCUAGUGAAAAGCAAGUUGAGGAGGAUGAGGAGCUGCCUGCAUAUUCGUCGCACGAUUCGCGGCCACCACCAUCAGAGAAAGAGAGGCAGGGUGAGCCCGCGCCGGAUGUACUGCAUUUCUUGACGCCGGAGGAUAGUAUAAGGUCGUUGGCGUUGGCAUAUGGGGUGCCGACCAAUGCGUUACGGAAAGCCAAUAAUGUUUUCUCGGACCAUCUCAUACAAGGUCGGAGGACGGUGUUGAUUCCGGGCGAGUACUACAAAGGUGGUGUAUCACUUUCGCCACAGCCACCGGAGGGUGAAGAGGAGGAAGUAAAGAGAGGAAAGGUGAGGAGGUGGAUGAUGGCGUGUAAGGUUGCAGAUGUUCCGCUCCGGCUUAGAUACGAUGUGGCGUUGCUAUACCUGCAGCAAGCCGACUGGGAUCUCGAUACAGCUGUGAGGGCCUACCAAGAUGACGAAAGAUGGGAAAGGGAGCAUCCGAUGGAGGCCAAGCAGAAGAUGAAGAAGGGAAAGUCGCCGAUGAGUGUGGGUAUGAGGAGAUAUGUUGGUGCGCAGACGUGA
Molecule: messenger RNA, 810 nt
Organism: Recurvomyces mirabilis
Lineage: Eukaryota; Fungi; Ascomycota; Dothideomycetes; Mycosphaerellales; Teratosphaeriaceae
Exons: 2
Coding region: 1-810 (269 amino acids)
Source: RefSeq, a predicted model, not a curated record